CGGGUCGCUCCUUCAAUAACAACAGCUAUUCAGACACCUCGGUAGCUUUCUAGCAAACAUAGCUACAACAUUCACGUUAUUUACACUGUUUUGGUGUAUAUUAGUCGAUGUGUAUUAAACACAUUUCUGUUGUAUGUACUUGUUGGCCCAUUUCAUUAUAUAUUUACGCUGUUUGUCAGCUAGCUGGUUUGUUAAGUUAGCUUAGAUCUAGGCUACUCUCUAAUGCUAGAUAGCUAACAUCUCCGACCAUGAGUUCACUAAGCUACUCUCCUCCUGCUAAAGAGGAGGUCGUCUGCUGGACUGAGAAAGAAGCUCUCGUGAAAGAGGAGGAGGAAGAGAAAGAUGUCACACUACAAAAACAAGUAGAGGGUGAGGCUGUUACCGUGAAAGAAGAAGAGAAAGACGUUUCAGUGAAAGAAGAGGAAGACGCGUUCAGAGUGAAAGAGGAGGAUGUUACGGUAAAAGAAGAGGAAGAAGAUAAAGUGGAGGAUUCAGUUUUUGGAGUGAAACGGGAGGAGGGGGAGAUGACUGUCACAUUGGAUGAGGAAGAGGAGGUUGGAGAUCUGUUUAACACCAGAGAGACACGGGACUAUCGUGGAUCCUCUUGGGAGGCUCAACAACAUCAUGAUUCUGACGAGGCAGAGAAGAGUCUCUUCAGAUCAGAACUCCUCAAGAAACACCAGCAGAGACCCACAGAGAAGAAAUCUCAUUGCUGCUCUGACUGUGGGAAAAUAUUAAACUCUUCACCAGACCUUAAAAUACAUCAAAGAAUUCACACUGGAGAGAAACCUUACGGCUGUGAUCAAUGUGGGAAGAGUUUUUCUCAGCUAAAAACCCUGAAAUCACACCAGAGAAUACACACUGGAGAGAAACCUUUUGGCUGUGAUCAAUGUGAGAAGAGUUUUAUUUGGCUGCAAACCCUGAAAACACACCAGAGAAUACACACUGGAGAGAAACCUUACGGCUGUGAUCAAUGUGAGAAGAGUUUUACUCAGCUAAACAACCUGAUAGUACACCAGAGAACACACACAGGAGAGAAACCUUAUAGCUGUGAUCAAUGUGGGAAGAGUUUUUCUACAUCUAGCUAUUUAACUAUACACCAGAGAAUACACACUGGAGAGAAAUCUUUUGGCUGUGAUCACUGUGGGAAGAGUUUUAUUUGGCUACAAUCCCUGAAAUCACACCAGAGAAUACACACUGGAGAGAAACCUUUUGGCUGUGAUCAAUGUAGGAAGAGUUUUACUCAGCUAAACAGCCUUAUAGUUCACCAAAGAACACACACAGGAGAGAAUCCGUGCUGUGAUCAAUGUGGGAAGAGAUACUCUGAUAAACGAUCUCUGAUUAAACAUCAGAAAAUACAUGAAGUAGUUGUUUCAUGAUACAUGAAGUAGUUGUUUCAUGAUAUCAAUGAAAUAAUGUCACAAUGUAGAAUGUUUUUAAUAUUGUGGAAGUAUAUUAAUAAUGUCACAAUAUAGAAUGUAUUAACAUUGUAGGAGUAUUUGAAUGAAUGUAGAACCAUAAACAUUUGCCCAAUGUUCAAUUGAUUUUAGUCUCAGGGGAAAAAUCCAGGCUUCUUAAUUGAAAGAGUACUAUUUAUGAGAUUCAACAAAAAGUGACUAACAAAAAUAGAGUUGUGUUACAUUUACCACGUUGUUUACCCACUUGAAUCAAAAUGCAACUCUUCAAUGUUUAGGUUUUCAAUAUAUCCCAAACUGUUUCUGCAUAUUGGUUAUUGAUUUGGACACAUUAAAACUAUGUUUUGACAUUGCGCUAUUCUCACCUACCAAAAUGUAAUUCAAAAGACAUUGAAAAGAAGACUAUGCCCGACGUCCAAUUUAUGUUCGGUUGAAAAUGAAAGUUGAAAAUAUGUAUUUUCGGGUCGUUUUUUCAAUGAUUUGAAAACAACUUAAUUUCGAUGUACUUGCAGCCUAUACAUAUGGACGCAGUAUAAUCAAUUGGUCUAUAAUGAAUUUUAUUAACAAUCUUACAUCACUCCAUUAUUUCUUGACAACAUCCAUGUCUUUAUUCCACUACUGAAGAAACAUGUCUCAAAUCACCUAGUCACAUUUCAAACAACAGCCUCACCACUAAGUUAAUUAUUGGCAAUACAUAUUAACAAAGGGGUGUACAUUUGGUUUUGAUAUUUCAUUUUUACAAUUCAUGUAACAUUUAGUAAUAAUUAUUUAUGCAACCAACUGACAAUUGUUGGGUACAAUUAUAUUGACAUUGUUAUCUUGCUUUUAGACUAUCAGGGAUCAUUCUCAGAUGUGCCAACCCAAAUGUACUAGAGCAUGACAUUGGGCCCAGAUCCAACAACAUGCCUAUCGAGUGAACCCUGAAAAGAGAGAGAAGCUCCACAGUGAGGUGGAAAGUUACUACGGAUAUCGCAGGAGUUUCCUCUUGAAAUCAGACACGUCUGUGGUAAGGUCAACUUGCUUGCUGAUUGUCUCAGUCCAAUUUCGGCAGUCCAAUUUUUUUUUUGAAACUGCACUGUUGGUUAGGGGCUCGUAAGUAAGCAUUUCACUGUAAGGUCUACACAUGUAUUCAGCGCAUGUAACUAAUACAAUUUGAUUUGAGUUUUGUUUGGGCUCGUUCCAAGGGGAUGAGAGUUCUAGAAGCUAGUGAGUUUUUGGAAGACGAGUUCUAGAAGCUAGAGAGUUCUAGAAGAGUUUUAGGAUUCUAUAGAAAGAAAAAGGAGAAAAUAAUGAUACGAUUGUAUUUUAUUGUUUUUAAAUACGUGUAUUUUAUUGUUUUUAGUUGUUGACAGCAAGUAGACACCAUGUUUAUAUUGGUGAAUCAUUGUAGUUGAUAAUAAUGUGAAAUGGAAGUUGUUUUCUGUUGGUGGUCCGCAAACUUGUCCAACAAAAAUAUAGGAAAUAUGUGUUGUCUUAAAGGGGAAGGUGUUACAGGCUUUGGUUUUUCCAUUUAUGUUUUGAAGUAGGACUUUAGCACGUAUAUCCCGUUAGCACAUAUAGCUCGUUAGCACGUAGGAUGCACUGACUGGUGUCACCUCGUUAGUCAGUAUGUGUUACACCUGUGCUGGCUUGUCCAUCUCGUUAGUGGGAAGGUGUUUCACCUGUGCUGGUCCAGGUUCUAUUUAAGAGUGUCUGGCUCAGUGCUCCAGUUGUCUUAAUAGAUGUGGAGAGUCAACUCCUUUUAGUUGCUCCACCUUUUUGGUUUGCUUCCUGUCUUUAAGUUUGGUGUGGGUUUUUCUUUUGUUUGACUCUUCUUGGGCAGAUGGGUCUCAUGGUGGGUGUCUUUUAGGUCCCAGUUGUUGUUACUAGUCAACUUUCAGUGAACACCCCCAUAGUGUCUAUCAGAACCCCUCCUACAAAACAAGCUUGUAAUUUGGUUGGAUAAUUUAAUAUUUUAAUCAAUGGCAUUUCCUUAGGAUGCUCAUUAGUCUUUAAGUUGUUAUUAUUGUUUUUUAGUCUCUUUUAGGUCCCAGUUGAUGUUACCAGUCAAUUUUCAGUUGAUGCCCCCGUAGUGUCUUUCAGAGCCUCUCCUAAAAAACAAGUUACGUUUUGGGUUGGAUUAGCAUCCUAUUGUUAAUAUUUUAAUCAAUGGCAUUUCCUUUCAAUGCUCAUUAGUCUUUCAGUUGUUGUUCUGUUUUUUUUAUUCAUAUGUUUGUGUACUAAAUAUUUCUGUUUAUUUUCUUUAUUUUUUCCUGUGAAGCCAUUGUGUUGCAUCCAUGUCUGAAAUGUGCUGUAUAAAUAAAUCUUGAUUUGAACAUGUUGCUAAACAAAUUAACCCAAUGACUGACCAAUCAACAUACUCUUUGUCCAUCUUAGUAUGAAAAACAGUAUCAAUCCCACUUUUCAAGCCUGCUGAAGGCGUGGUGGAGUGGUAAACACCACCCCCGGCUCUACCAGGGGCUCUACCGGUGGUCUCCCACAGCUCUGCUUAUGUCAUGUUUUGUGGCCUUGCUGUUCCAUUUCUUGACUGUCCCUGCAACACAGAAACACAUUUAGUCAUAUUAUAUAAAACACUCAAAGUAAUGGAUAUGGAGCAUCUAUGGCCUAAGUUACACCUGGCACCUAAAUGUGACUUCUGUCAUCUGAUCACUCCAAGCUGCAUUAGGUCUGGAUGCACUUAAGUCACAAUGUGAUCGCAUUAAGUUUAGAUCUGCCAGGAUGGGCAUUGUGUUUGGAAUUUGAGCCAGGCCACUGAAUAUGCAUAAGCAAUGUAAAGAGAUGGGGUGAAUCAGUGGAGGAAAGUACAUUCUACACAAAUUACCUUCAUAAUAUCAAAGAACAAAUGUGUGUGCCUGAGAGGAAAUGUACUUUCAUAUAGCCAAAAGGGGUGGGACAUUACACCAAUAUCAGUGGACAAUUUGCACUAAUGUAAAUUAACAUGGAUGAUCAUCUAAACCAUGUGUGACCUCUCACCUCUCUGGCUGUAGAAGUGUUCUUCAUAACCAGUCCCUCAACAGCUCUCUGACUGAGCUCCACCCUCACUGGGUCUUUAGAGGAGAGGAAGGCUGAGGAGGGAUGGAAGGAUGAAUGGAUCAGUCAGUCAAUAAAGUGUAGAGCUGCUGUCUAUGCUGUCUGACAAAAUCACUAUUUUAGUAGUUAAUUAAAGUAAUAAGGCUUUAUGACCGCUGAAUACCAACUAUCAAUCACUUAGAUCAUGUAUUUUCAGGUAGCGAUACCUCGGGACGUCCCUAGCCUGUUGAAGUUGACAUUUAAAAUGGUUAAGGAAGGGUUUAGGGUAGGGAUGUCCCAAGGAUCCCGGAUAGCAUUGACCAUUGUGCAUUCUUCUGACUCUUUUACAUAGCAGGUGAUGAGUUCUGACUUCUGAACUUGAAAAUAUUAAAUAUCCUUAUUUAUGUGAAAUUGAAUGAAACAAUAAUGUAUGUUGAUGCUAAUAUGAUGUAGAAUAUUCCAUGAUGUUUAUAUAUGAUAACAAUAGCGUAAUAUAUUUAAUAUGCUAUAAACAAUUUUUUUAACAGUUUCACUAAUUCAUUUUAAUUAACUUAGUCAUUAUGACACACCCCUCACUACUGUCAUUGGUUACAUUAAUUGUGUCUACAUAACCUGGUUCAAAUAUUCAUGACAUUACCCUGAGGAAGGCACAGUGAUGCCGAAACGGUGGUAAAACCCAUUAAAUUGCUGGGAGUUUAUA
This is a messenger RNA of Oncorhynchus nerka (sockeye salmon), 5124 nucleotides long. Its product is annotated as zinc finger protein 239-like. Gene Ontology annotation, biological process: regulation of transcription by RNA polymerase II. Bases 249 to 1379 code for a protein of 376 amino acids. NCBI's taxonomy places the organism in Eukaryota, Metazoa, Chordata, Actinopteri, Salmoniformes, Salmonidae. The record is from RefSeq and is a predicted model, not a curated record. The transcript has 2 exons. Gene Ontology annotation, molecular function: RNA polymerase II cis-regulatory region sequence-specific DNA binding; DNA-binding transcription factor activity, RNA polymerase II-specific.